GGCAUCCACAGGUUUAAAGGUACCAUCCGGCUGCUCUUUGAAUUCGGCUAGGACCACCUUCGUCCCUCCCUCCAACCAGCGAACCAGGGCAAACUUGUCGAACCCGAUUUUGUAGACGGGCAGUCCCUGUUCAGUAAAGGCGUAGCGGGCAUGCUUGCCGGUAAGAACGGAUGCGCUGUUGCUGCUGCUGCUGGCGAUGUCGGAUUUCUUUUGGCGCUUGAUAGGUUCCAGCUGCGUCCGGUCUUUGGAGAUCUUCAUGGUGAUCUUGCGCUUAGGAUUCUUUCGGGCCGGGGUCGAGGUCGACGGGAUAUCAGCAAGAAAUUCCAUUAUUGAAAAAUGUUGUUAAAACAAAAGGUCACCAGCGAUUUUCAAAGUUAGAUCAGAAAAGGAAAACAAAACUGAAAACUGUUUUUCAGGGCUCUGGCUGUAGACUGAUUUUAUACUGAUAAGUGGUUAAAGCUCAUCCACCAAAUCGUUAGGCUAGCACUGUGUAAGUUAGCCACUGCAGUGUGUACGUUAGCCACUGCGUCGGUUAGCUACACCAUUGCGUAUGUUAGCCACUGCGUCGGCUAGCUACACCAUUGUGUAGGUUAGCCACAAGAGCACUGCCAAUACACUUCAAAUACGAGCUACAGCAAAAUCAGUUGUCACAUUUGGAUUUGAUGUUCACUUGUCUUAUUAGAGUGCUGUCAAAAUGGCUGUUCCCUGUGUUGUUGAUGCUAAAUAUGUUGAGAUUCAAAAUGUUAAAGUGUUUAAGCAUUUUGCUAUUAUUUGUCCUGAGAAAGGCAAGAGUAUGUUCGCGACAGUUUUCCAUCCAUCUAAGAAAUACAUUGUUGAAGAAUAUGGAUUACGUAAUGUGAACAAGGGUGUUAUAUUUGGCAUGCAAUUGUCAGAAAAUAUCCGCAGCCUGCGUAAUACGAUCGAUACCUGGUACUCUGUUAUGUUUGACGAUUUCGGUGACGAACACGAUUGUGGUCUUCCUCAUUGUAAGGGCGAGCGUCAGUACGAUGUGCAGUUUUAUGCAAAGGGUGCAGACAAGUGUGCCGUCCUAGCCAGCAUUCUGAAGCCAGCGACCGUUCUCAACCUGGACGAUUUGAAGUGUCCAUCGUUUUGCCAGCUGUCCAGUGAACGUCCAGACAAGUGGAAUAAGCCUGUUGCGUACGCCAGAUGGUUGGAGGGGUACCUGAACCAGAAGACCUGCACGACCUGCAUGAGAGAGCGACCGGAUACCAAGAAAGAGCUGACCCAAGAUGAAUGCGAAUGCGGAACCGUCCACUGGAUCGACUGUCAAGGUGACCAAUGUUGUGGCGACUGCGGAGCUAAACUGCAUCUUGGACCUCGCUCAGUUGGAGAAGACACUGUCGAUGGCCCAGUACCUACCGCAUAGAUUUUCCGGUUUACUCCUCCGGACACUGCAUCCCAUUAAAGGUCACUGUCAACUAUAUGCUAAUGGCCGGAUUACAGUCAACGGCGGCACAUCUAGACGGGAGUCCUGCGCUCUCUUGCAUUAUUUUACUAGUGUAUUACGUCAGUAUGGUUAUCGCUGUAUGGUUACAAAUUAUCGUAUUGUUAAUGUAAUUGGUUCCUUUAACUUUGGUCAGAAGUUAAAUCUGGAAAGUAUUAGUAAUCGCCUGCAGUUAUCCUAUACUCCUGAAUUAUUUACUGGUUUGCCUAUUCGCUUAUCCGCAUGCACUGCUGUUCUUUUUCAUUCGGGGAAAUGUAAUUUUCUGGGCGCAAAGUCUGUGGAGUGCUUGAAUGCAGCGUUAACGGAAUUAAAAUCAAAGCUGUGAACAACCGUCGCUUCGCUCGCCCUGUGUUGGUACCAGUACGAUCGUUCACCUAGUACACUGCACUCAAAAGCAACUUACAAAUCGAUAAGCCAGCUCGUGCUGACUUGGUUGAUAGAGAUGACUCUAGUACGAAAACGAAGAUAAUAGUUUUCCCAACUUAGUUCCCAAAGCCAACUUUGAAAAGUUUGUUCUGCAGAACUCAGACCUUUUGGAGAAGCAAAAAUGCAAUGGUAGAUUCAAAAGUGUUUCCUGUGAUGUGAUUGGUCCAGCAGCUAACUGGAACCAGCCAAUCACGAUUUUUCUGUCC
Paramacrobiotus metropolitanus is the source of this 2097-nucleotide messenger RNA. RefSeq lists its product as uncharacterized. Lineage: Eukaryota; Metazoa; Tardigrada; Eutardigrada; Parachela; Macrobiotidae. The transcript has 2 exons. The coding region runs from base 695 to 1387 and encodes 230 amino acids. The record is from RefSeq and is a predicted model, not a curated record.